AUGUAUAUUUUCUAAAAGAAGCUUCCUUAAGAUUAUUGUCUUAAACAUGAACAUAAAAGAAUUGAGUUCAUUCAUUAUUAAAAAGAUGAAUAAAUUAUUCAUUACUAUUGUAUUGCCUGUAUUGAAGAAAAUUCUUAACUUUUCAACUUAGUUUAACCAAUAUAUAAAGUUGCAGAUGAGAUUGAAGCCAAUUUAAUGAUAAGAAAUCGUUCUAUAUUGGAUCAAUUAUAUAAGUAACAUGAAUAAAUAAUGAAAUAACAAAAACGCAUACAGGGAAUUUUUUAAAAAUGGAGUAAAUUCAUUUAAGAAUUACAUGAUGUAUGUCUAAUCUAUAAAUUUGAAGAUGAAGUAAAAAUAUAAUUCAAUGAUUUAUACGAUUAAUAUAAUUAAGAAUUAUUUUAAAGAAAAUUUUUAGAAAAAAUAUAAGCUGAAAAAUAAAGCUAUAUUGAAAAAAUUUAAUAGGAAUUAGAGUAAAUUAAAAUUUCACUCAUAAAGUUUAAAUAAUAAUCAAUAAUUUAAAGAAGUUUAAACUAAAAUAAUGAAAAAUAAUUAUAUAUAUUAAAGGGAGAACAAGAAGAGCACAAAUAUUCUUGUGGAAUAGAGAUUUUUUAAAAUACUAUUAUUGCCAGUAGUGAAUAAGAGGUUAAAGUAUGGUAAAUAUUAAAAUCAGAUAUUGAUAAUACUAUCAAAUUAUAAUAUAAGGAAACAUUAAAAAAUCAUGUAGGUAGAAUUUUAUGCUCUGUUCACAGUAAAAAAAUAGAUUGGUUUGCUACAACUGGAUGUGAUGGGAAAAUCUUUAUUUCCAAACUAAUUGAUAAUAAAUGGGUUAGUAAAAAAUCCAAUAAAUAUCAUCAUAAAAGUAUUUAUACUAUGAUCUUAAAUAAUAAGGAAGAUUAAUUAUUUUCUGGUGGAUUCGAAGGAACAGUAGCUAUUUGGAACAUUAACUUAGAAGAAAAUACUAUUGUUUUUUCUUAUGAACUAAUAGAAUCUUAAUACUCUAUAUUUAGUCUAUGCAUUAAUCCAUCAGAUACAAGUCUAAUCUUAUCUAAUAUUAAUUAAACAUUAGUUCUUUGGACAAAAAAUAGCCAGACUAAAAAAUAUGAAAUUAGUGAUAGAUAUUCUCUAUCUAAUAUUGCCUAUAGAUCUUGUUUUAUAAAAGAGGAUUAAUUUGUAAUUUAACAUUCACAAAAAGAUGUAACGAGAGUAUUCAAUAUAAAUAAUAACAAAAUUAUUGAAAGAAAAGAUUUAGAGUUAAAAUUUUAUGAUACCCAACUUGACGGAGAUUAUUUAUUUCCAACAAUUUAUAAUUAAAAAAAAUAAAUAUUAAUUUAAAAGUAUGGUAAAUAUGUUUAUGUCAUUAAAUAACUCCCUAAUGAAAAGCUUUAAAUUAUUUAAACUAUAGAUUGCUAAGAUAGUUUUAAUUAUGGAAAUGUAAGUGAUGAUGGAAAUAUCUUAAUUAUUUGGGAUUAUAAUACUAAAAAAUUAAAAAUUUAUUCAUUUGAGAUUUAAAUAUAUAAUAGUCUUUUUAAUGAAACAGAAUAUUUAAGUUUUUAAACAUCCCAAUCGUAAUCAUAAUAAUAAUCGUAAUUGUAAGAAAUUUUGAUUUGA
This is a messenger RNA of Paramecium pentaurelia, 1608 nucleotides long. The record is from the annotation of a GenBank genome assembly. Lineage: Eukaryota; Ciliophora; Oligohymenophorea; Peniculida; Parameciidae.